Dermacentor silvarum is the source of this 1685-nucleotide messenger RNA. RefSeq names its product enoyl-CoA hydratase domain-containing protein 3, mitochondrial. Gene Ontology annotation, cellular component: mitochondrion. Gene Ontology annotation, molecular function: hydro-lyase activity. The transcript has a single exon. NCBI's taxonomy places the organism in Eukaryota, Metazoa, Arthropoda, Arachnida, Ixodida, Ixodidae. Bases 231 to 1160 code for a protein of 309 amino acids. The record is from RefSeq and is a predicted model, not a curated record.
CAAAGAAAGUAGCCAAAUGAAAGAGCACCAGCUGAUGGCAGUUCCUGUGAUCUGCGGUUACCGGUGGCUGUGGUACUAGUACCACGGUACAAAGCUACUGCAUGACAUUGUGGUUGAUCGUUUCCCCUGUUUAAUUCGAGUCUUUUCCGUUUCGUUUUCUGUGUUCCAUCUCUUGAAGUGGGAACUAUUGUUUCGUGUUCUGGCCGAACGAACGUUGGAGUUCACUCAAAAUGAUGCCAACGUUUUCUUGCUCCGCGAUGAAAAUUUGUAAUCUUGGCGUCUUGCGCUCUUGUUUACGAGGCUUGCUUUCGACGAAUUAUCAAACCGCACCUUCUGACCUGACCAAGAAACUCCACACGACUACAUCGUAUCGCAGUCUUGUCUCGGUGAACGACUUGGGCGGUAUCCGGGAAAUUACCCUGAACAAUCCGAAAAAACGGAACGUCUUGUCACUUGCUCUGCUUAGGGAACUGGACGCUUGUUUCAAGGAUGUCGACAAGGAAAACGCCGUUCGCUGCGUUGUUCUUUCUAGCAGCGGGCCUGUCUUCAGCUCGGGACAUGACCUCAAGGAGCUGAAAAUUGAGUCCGGUGAUACCGCCAAAAUUGAAGAGAUAUUUACGGUCUGCACCCGCGUGAUGACGGCGAUACGUAAGCUGUCAGUUCCUGUCGUUGCGCAGGUGAAUGGUCUGGCGGCGGCGGCAGGUUGCCAGCUGGUCGCCACCUGCGACAUCGUACUGGCCACGGAAAAAGCUUCCUUCUCGCUUCCAGGUGCUGCGUUCGGUCUGUUCUGCUCUACGCCUGGCAUCGCGGUAGCACGUUGUGUGCCACAGAAGAUGUCCGCCUACAUGCUGUUCACUGGCAACACUAUAAGUGCUCAAGAAGCGCUGAGAAGUGGCCUGGUGAGCAAGGUGGUCCCCGAGGAUAGGCUUCAAGAGGAAACAGACCACGUUGUCUCGGCCAUCAUGGCGAAGAGCAAAUCCGUUCUGUCCCUCGGCAAGAAGUUUUACUAUAGACAGAUUCAGAUGGGCAUCGAGGAUGCGUAUGCUGAAGGCGAGCAAGUGAUGCUUCACAACUUGCAGUACUGCGACUCGCAGGAAGGUAUCAACGCCUUCGCCGAGAAGAGGAAACCAUGCUGGGAACACACAGACCGAAAAUUUUAGUGUUCAGUACUGUGGUGCUCAAACGGAUGUAAACAAAGGUUAUCCUGCAAACUUGGUUGCGGACUAGAUUAGUGGCCACAUUUCAGUGGGGACAGAAUGAAGAAAAUUUUUGUAACAAACAUUAGACACACUUUCAACAGUUGUUCAAAACUAAUUUGGAGCCCUCUGCUACGGCCUCUUGCAUAGCCGGUGUGUUGCCUUGGGACGUUGAACCCCAUCAUUUAAUACAUUUUAAUUUUAUAGCAUAAGAAAGUUUUGCACCGCGGGUUUGAGACAAGAAAAAAAAAAAAAAAAAGACAAACCAGAAAUGUGUACAGCUAUUUUAUAGGGUCCAACUAGCAGUAGAAAAUAAUGCAGUUUUUUGCAAAUUUAUGCCAUUAUAUGUAUUCACCAAGUCCUUCAAAAGGCAUGAAAAAACUACACUUCUGUGAUGUGUCGGGACAUGUUGAUAGCUCUCUGUGAUACAACACAAAGUUCACCUUGGUUUACGUGGUUACUUUCAGUGAUGAUAAAAGUUAAAGGGAA